AUGAAAAGAAGAAAACGUGGGUGGUACUCGUUGCUGGUUCCAAUGGCUGGUACAAUUAUCGCCAUCAGGAAUCCAUAUCCAGGCAAAAUAUUUAAUGUGCCUAAUGGUAGAAACGUUUACGAAGGUGUUAAAAUCGAUUAUUCCGGAAUUCAUGUCACUCCGGAAAACUUCCUGGCAGUUUUAAGUGGAAAUGAAACAGCAGUAAAGGGUGGUAGUGGGAAGGUAGUGAAAAGUACUCGCGAUGAUCACAUUUUUGUAUAUUUCACUGAUCACGGAGCUGUUGGAUUGGUUUCCUUCCCGAAUUCUGUGCUAACUGUUAAAAACUUAAAUGAUGCACUGAAACGAAUGCAUAAAUUGAAAAAAUUUGCAAGGCUUGUGUUUUAUAUGGAAGCUUGUGAAAGUGGCUCAAUGUUCGCAAAAGUUCUACCUAAAAAUAUUGAUGUUUAUGCGGUAACGGCGUCAAAUUCGCAUGAAAGCUCGUGGGGUUGCUUUUGUGAUAAUGAGAUGAAAUUGCCUUGUCUCGGCGAUUGCUUCUCCGUAAAUUGGAUUAUCAAUUCCGAAACGGUAGAUUUGAAUCAUGAAACGUUGACUUCACAAUUUCAAAUUGUCAAACAAGAAACAAAUAUGAGUCAUGUGAUGCAUUAUGGUGAUUUAAAAAUUGCCAAAGAUUAUGUUGCUUAUUAUUUAGGCGAUAAAAUAACUAAUGUGAAGAAUAUUGAUAAUAAUUUGACAGAAAUUAAAAGUAAAACAUCAGUUUCUUGGCCCUCAAGAGAAAUUUACCUUCGAAUGCUUGAAAAGGAAUUGUAUGAAGCAGAAACAGAGCUUCAACGAAGUGCUUUGCAACAUAAAAUCGAGAAAUUAGCAAUGAUAAGUGGUAUAAAUUUUGAAAGAAAUAAUAUAAAGAAAUGUCGUCUGAUGAACUUAGAUCCUUGGAAUCCUGAAAUACAACCUUAUUUAAAACCCAAUUAUGAUCCCUGGAAAAAAUGCAAAGUAACGCGUGUUAUGCAUACGGAAUUAAAGAGUGGUUCAAUUCGAAUGUUCGAUAAUACAACGUCACAAUGUAAGUAUCGAUGUCUUUACAAAGAUGGUGAAAAAAAUUUCAAGAGCGGUAAAUGGAUUAAAAUGGAAAAAAAUGCAAAAUAUUUCGAAAGUUGCGAUUUCAUCGAAACACACUGCAUGGAGGGAAAUGCAACAACCUUUCGUUACAUUCAUGUUCAGGUAAUGCGAUCGCCACAGAAGAUAUUCCAGAAGGAGGACAAUUUCCAUCCCGGGGUACUCAUCUUUGUUCUCGAUUCUACCUCGUUCUCGUCCGGAAUGCGUACGAUUGUGAAAACUAACCAAAUUCUGCGUCAAUUUUACGAUGCGACGACAUUUUAUUAUCACAACAAAAUUGGCCGUAACAGUCGACCAAAUGCUUUCGCUAUUUUUUCAGGAAUUCGUAUCGCUGAGUUAGAUGCGAAUCGUUUUCCAGGUAAAAAUAAUUCGGAAUAUCCACAAUCCUGUAAAUAUGGUGUUAAAAUGAACGAAACGGUAAUUUAUAAUUUUAUCAAUCAAAGUUAUGCAUCGAUAAUGGUGGAAGAUUGGCCGAGUAUGUUCAUUUGGCCAAACUGUAAUGGUUUUCCCAAGGCUCCAACCGAUCAUUAUGGAAGUGCUUUGGUGCUUCGGCCAAAGGCUAAAAAGGAUUUCAAUGCCUAUUUUUACAAAGGAGAAUGCCAUGAAGUCUAUCAUAAAGUUCUGGAUUUUGUGGAUAAGUUUUUAAACGAAUAUAAGGGAUUCUCGAAAUUUGCUUUAAUAUGGUUAUCACAGCUAGCUCAUGAUUCUGUCAAUGGAUUAUAUCGAGCUGAUAAGCAUUUUGCCAACUUUUUUCACAAAAAUGUUGAGAAUUUGAAGAAUUCUUUCUUAUUUGUGCUGGGUGAUCAUGGAUUACGAUUUGGUGGAAUUCGAAGAACUAAUACUGGAUAUAAUGAAGAUAAUAAUCCAUUACUCAUGGCAAGAGUAGCGGUACCAGAAUAUUUACGCUCAAAUGAGCAGCUUAUUUUGAAUUUAAAAAAGAAUUCUCGGAAACACACAUCCCAAUAUGACAUUUACGCAACACUUUAUGAUAUAGCACAAUAUGCAAGGAAAAAAAGUUUCCAGAAAUGGGAUGAACACGAUUUCAGCAAGGAAUUUGGCAAAAUAAGGGGUGGAAUCCGAGCAAAGAGUCUUUUAAGGCCCAUUCGAUAUGAUAGGACAUGCGAAGAAAUGGAAAUUCCAGAUCAGUACUGCAUUUGCAAAAAACAAUGGUAUAAGAUGGAUAUUCAUAAUGAGAAUGUCACAAAAGCUGCGCAAUUCAUUAUCAAUAAAAUUAAUGAUUACUUGAAAGAGAAAAGUACGGAUGAAAAAUGCGAAACACUUCAUCUAAAAGAAGUGAUUUCGGCAGAAUACAUCGAAGAACAAUCGUUGUUGAAAAUAGUAAUUAGCGCAUCACCAAGUGAAGGGAAGUAUGAGGCGCAAGUGUUGCAGAAGAAUGAUAAUUUCGAAAUGUCUGCAAAAGUUUUCUAUAUAAGACAACUCAUUGGCGGUGAUGAUCUGUUUUUGAUGCCAGUUGAGGUGUUGGAUACAGUGGCAGAGAAUGAAAGACGGAUAGCCGAUGAAGUGGACGACAAAUCAGAAGAAGAAAAUGGCGCCGAUGAUCUGAAAUGUCUUGAUUGGCUUGUUAAUUACAGAUUACCUGAAUACUUUGCUGCUUUGGAUGAUUCCUUUCAUCACUUCACUGAGAAGAAUCUAUUUCGCAAUUCCAACGAUGAAUCUGUCUCUGAAGAUAUUAUGUAUUGCGAAGAUAAAGAUUAUGUUGCAGAAGAACAAAUGAGUUGCGAUACUUCGACAGAGAAAUGUUUGGCCAAGAAGUGCUCGCUGUUGUGUUGGAUAUACCGAGUAUUGGCCACAUCACCAGAACGCCAACUUUCCCUAAACGAUAUAUAUCAUCGCUUUCUUGUUCUAAAUUCUGAUUGGGGAAAGCUGUCACCAAACUGGAAAUUUUCCGUUGGAGAAACACUACUUAAUUCGAAGUGCUUUAUGUAUAAGCAUUCUCUAUGGUCAAUUAAUGCUGAUUUUGCAUUAAAACAUGAACGGGAUGCACUUGCUCAUGGGCUUUCGCAUCGCUGUCCACCCUCAACAUGUGCAGCUGUUGAUAGUUCUAGUAAAAGUUUGGAAUUCAAAUUUUUAUCGAACUAUUGGAACUUAAAUUAA
Acanthocheilonema viteae is the source of this 3228-nucleotide messenger RNA. The record is from the annotation of a GenBank genome assembly. NCBI's taxonomy places the organism in Eukaryota, Metazoa, Nematoda, Chromadorea, Rhabditida, Onchocercidae.